UAGAGAAAGAGAAAGAUAGAGAGAGAUCUCAAAAAGGAAAAACCUCUCUAAAAUCCUAAUUAGAAUCAGGAAAAUACUCAGCUGCCUAACCAUGCCGGUCUUGAACAUUGGUCCCAUCCCUUAAUCUCAAGUUUAUAUUAAACUCCAGACUUAUUUUAUCAUAUCUUAAAUUCUGUAUUGUCGAUUGAUAUAUAUAUAUAUAUAUAUGAAUUAUAUUAUUAUUCAAAUUAUUAAUCGUUAUGACAUAGUCAUAUAGACAUAAUUAACCGUACGUGUAUAAUUUCACAAUUACUAAUAAACGCAAGGAGCAUUGUUUCACAAAUAAGAAGUGGACACGUGCCCCCUCUCUAGCAGUUUUUGUCGUUUUCAGCUGACAAUAUCUUCUUUUCCUCCCAUAAAGAUCAGUCUUUGAGAGAGAGAGAGAGAGAGAGAGAGAGAGAUUUAUAAAGUGAGAGAAGAAACCCUAAUAUCAAGUAGCUAAAAAUCUCCAUCUGUUGAAUCAUGGCCGUCGUUCCUCUUCCUGCCGUCCCUCAGUCUCCCGCAGAAGGGUUUUACGCAAUCAGCAACGAGUUUCUCACGAAUGGCCCAAAAGGGUUUCAUGAGUACAAGAUGCUUGAGAACGACAACAUCAUGUUCGUGAGAAUGGAUUUUCCCGGCGUUCCAGAAGAUGCCGUUACUGUUGCUCUUGAUCCCUCCAAGAAGUUUGUGAGUGUCCGCGCACACGUACCCAAGGUCCAUAAACACGACUCCUCUCACCGGAAGUACCUCACCAUGACCGGAAUCGUAUGCGGAUGCUGCGAGAUCUCUGGCUUCACCUACCAAAUGGCCGACGGUGUUAUCAGGCUUCACCUCUCUAAGACUAACAUCGUCAAUCCACAACUCCCUUCCUGCACCGCGUUUCUCGGUGGCCUACGUUUCAAAAGCGAUGAUCCCCGUGGAGGUCCUCAUAGGCGUCACUAUAACAUGGAUCCCUAUCACCCGGAUUUAUCGGGUCCGGUGUUGAUGCCUCACCCGAAUGUGUGUGAAGGAUCGACUAUGGCCUAUGAGUCAAAGCAGCUCCAGAACGGCGGCUUAUACGUGCGUUUAGACAUGCCUGGUGUUCCCAAAGACAACUUCAACGUCUCCGUCUCGAGCGGGAGAGUCAAGGUGACUGGUCAAGCUCCUGCCGUUGGCCAUGACUCUGAUGGUCGGUUCUACUCUGGUGACGUGGCUAUGCUCUCUGCUCCUGUUGACAUUCCUAGCCGUCGAAUCAAAACUAUCAUCAAGAACGGUGUCAUUCGCCUUCUCAUCCCGCCCGUUUGAUGUGAAUCGAAAAACACGUUUGCGUUUGAAAUAAUUUGUCUCCCGCGGAGGUGGACCCCAGUCAUGUCUGAGGAUUAUGUCGUUUUAUUUUAUGGACUUUUGGAUAUGUUCACAACUGGUUUUUUUUUCUAAAGUCAUUCCCUUUAUGCAAGAGUAAUGUUUUA
Messenger RNA from Raphanus sativus (radish), 1466 nucleotides. RefSeq names its product putative 57 kDa heat shock protein. Bases 502 to 1302 code for a protein of 266 amino acids. The transcript is spliced from 5 exons. The record is from RefSeq and is a predicted model, not a curated record. NCBI's taxonomy places the organism in Eukaryota, Viridiplantae, Streptophyta, Magnoliopsida, Brassicales, Brassicaceae.